UCCCUUCCCACGCCCCAGUGCGCUGUGGGAUAGUGCCACUAUAAAGUAUAUCCUCUCUCGGAGAAAGAUAAGAAGCCCGAGACAGGAGGGGGAUGAAGAUGGCGGACGCCAAGCAGAAGAGGAAUGAGCAGCUGAAGCGAUGGCUGGGCUCGGAGACGGACCUGGAGCCUCCUGUUCUGAAAAAGAAGAAGACGAAGGUGAAGUUCGAUGAUGGCGCCGUGUUUCUGGCCGCCUGCUCAAGCGGCGAUACCGAGGAGGUGCUCCGAAUGCUUGACCGGGGCGCUGACAUCAACUACGCCAAUGUAGACGGUCUCACCGCCCUCCACCAGGCAUGCAUAGAUGACAAUGUUGACAUGGUGACUUUCCUGGUGGAACACGGAGCCGGCAUCAACCAGCCAGACAAUGAGGGCUGGAUCCCCCUCCACGCUGCAGCUUCCUGUGGAUACCUUGACAUAGCAGAGUAUCUCAUUAGCCAGGGUGCUAGUGUAGGAGUUGUCAACAGUGAGGGUGAGACACCUCUGGACAUCGCUGAAGAGGAGGCAAUGGAGGAGCUCCUGCAAAAUGAGAUCAACCGGCAAGGAGUGGAUAUCGAGGCGGCCCGGAAAGAGGAGGAGCGAAUCAUGCUGAGGGAUGCCCGGCAGUGGCUCAACAGCGGCCAGAUCCAAGAUGUCCGACAUGCAAAAUCUGGAGGAACGGCGCUCCAUGUAGCUGCUGCUAAAGGAUACGUGGAGGUUUUAAAGCUUUUAAUCCAAGCAGGGUAUGAUGUAAAUAUUAAGGACUAUGACGGCUGGACUCCUCUACAUGCAGCAGCACACUGGGGCAAAGAGGAGGCAUGUAGGAUACUGGUGGAGAAUCUAUGUGACAUGGACCUCAUUAAUAAAAUGGGCCAGACCCCUUUUGAUGUAGCAGACGAAGAUGUUCUGGGAUACUUAGAAGAACUACAAAAGAAACAAAAUCUGCUGAUGAGCGAGAAGAAAGAUGUUAAGAAAUCUCCUUUGAUUGAAACAACAACCACAGGGGACAACAACCAAUCACUGAAACCACUCAAGAGCAAAGAAACACUGCUUCUGGAGCCAGAGAAGAGCGCUCCUCGCAUUGAGACCUUAGAACCAGAGAAGGUGGACGAAGAAGAGGAGGGGAAGAAGGACGAAUCAAGCUGCUCCAGUGAAGAAGAGGAGGAAGAAGAUUCAGAGUCGGAGACAGAAGCAGACAAGACCAAGCCGUCGGCAGCGGUGAGCAACAGCACAACGUCAGGCCCAACCAGCAUCGCCGUGUCAUCUCCAACUGGCCCCACUAACCAGGUGACGUCUCCCACUUCACCAGUUAAAAAGUUUGAUUGUAUUACUCCUCUCAUGCCUGUGCCGGAGCCAGGCUGUCCUGCAUUGUGGCGUCAAGGUUUGCGCAAAACUGGCAUUUCUCUAGGGCCCAAAAAACCUAUGGUCACCCAGCCUGCAGGAAAGGUCUCCGCUAAAGUGGAGGAGGAGAGGAAGGACGAGUCUCCAUCGUCGUGGCGUCUCGGUUUGAGGAAGACGGGCAGCUAUGGAGCGCUAGCGGAGAUUACAGCCACCAAGGAGGCUCAGAGGGAGAAGGACACCACUGGGGUGAUGCGCUCCGCAUCCAGUCCUCGUCUCUCCUCAUCCCUGGACAACAAAGACAAGGAGAAGGAAAAAGACAAAGGAACCCGACUUGCCUAUGUGGCCCCGACCAUCCCCAGGAGAUUGGCCAGCACAUCAGACAUCGACGAGAAGGAAAACAGGGACUCUACUGCUCUGAUACGUAGUGGCUCCUACACCCGGCGACGCUGGGAUGAUGACCUGAAGAACAGCGAAGGAAGCGCCUCCACCAACCGAACCCCCAGCUACCAGCGCAGCACAUCCCAUACGCUAGCAAUAGGGCGGAGCGGCAGCACGCGGGACGUGCCAGCCAAGUCUUCGUCAACCUCCAGCUUGGACCCUAACACCUGUAAUACUAAACCCUGGCAGCCACCCGCCUCCCACUACCAGUCUUACAGCAUUUACCGCAGCGGCUCUUUCGGCAGAAGACACGAGGACUUGAGCUCCUCGACCACCUCCUCCUCCAUGACCACCACCACCUCCUCGUCUGUUACCUCGCCCACAGGCCAUCGCGGCCUGCUCUCCAGCCUGGGCUCCUCCUCCACUCGCACUGGCUCCACCAGUCUCACCAGCAGGUACUGGUCAGAGGAAAGUGCAGAGAGGGAAAAGGAGAAGGAGAAGGAGUCUGCUGCGGUCAUCCCCACUAUAAACACUGGCUCUACCACGACCACGACAUCUACCACUACGACCAGCGCCAUAUCCACCACUACCACCACUACCACUGGCACUGUUACUGGCUCCGAAAGACGCAGGUCAUACCUGACGCCAGUGCGAGACGAGGAGUCGGAGUCUCAGAGGAAAGCUCGCUCCAGACAGGCUCGACAGUCGAGGAGGUCCACUCAGGGUGUGACUCUGACCGACCUGCAAGAGGCUGAGAAAACAAUCGGCAGGAGUCGUCCCCCAAAGACCCGAGAGGAGGAGAAAGAGGAGAAAGAGAAGCAGGACAAGGAGAAACAAGAGGAGAAGAAGGAGGUGGAGACGAAGGAAGAUGACUACCGAUCGAAGUACCGCAGCUUCGAAGAGCGUUAUCGGCCUUCAUCUUCCUCCUCCACCUCCGCCAUAUCCACACUUACCACAGCCUCUACCCCCUCCUACUCCAGCACCACAUUGUCCUCCAGUUCCAGCUCCCUCAACAGGCCUAACAGUCUGACGGGAAUCACCUCCUCCUAUAGCCGUUCCUCCAGAGAUACAGAAAAAGAAGCGGACAAAAAGGAGGAGGAGAAGGAGGGAGAGGACAAGUCUCAGCCUCGCUCCAUCCGGGAUCGCAGGCGGCCCCGCGAGAAGAGACGCUCCACUGGGGUUUCCUUCUGGACUCAAGACGGUGAUGAAAACGACCCCGAUCAGCAGUCAGACUCAGAGGAGGGCAGCACCAAGGGAGAGCCACAGAGUGACAGAUUGUCCAGGAAUGAGAGCACUUCAUCCUUAGAUCGCAAUGACGCUCUUUAUAGCCGUAGCUAUGGUGAGAGUCGAAGGCCAUAUUCAAGCCGACUGGAUAGAGACGACACCACUGACUAUAAGAAGCUCUACGAGCAGAUCUUAGCUGAGAAUGAGAAGUUGAAGGCCCAGUUACGUGACACGGACCUGGAGCUGGCAGACUUGAAGCUACAACUAGAGAAGGCCACACAGAGGCAGGAACGCUAUGCUGACCGAUCACAGCUUGAGAUGGAGAAAAGGGUAACAAGCAGGCCCCAAUAUCAUCUGGGUGGUGGAAAGAAGAGCUCUAGAAAGGAAGAUUUCUGAGAUGGAGGAGGAACUUAAGAUGCUCCCAGACUUGAAAGCAGACAACCAGAGACUAAAGGACGAGAAUGGAGCGCUCAUUCGAGUCAUUAGCAAGCUUUCCAAGUAGACCAGACGCCCCCCCCCAACCCCUCCCCGUCUCCUGCACCCCCUAGCAGUGACUAAUGGAAUUGCACAUUUAGAUAUUAAUUGCAACAGACAUCAGAGACGAGACUCCUUUCUUUUUUUCCUUCCUCAACUCUUAAUCUCCCUUUUUUUUUUUGCUCCUCCACAACUGCAGCACCCCCCCAUCUACGCAUCCUCCCGAUAGAAACCACCGAGUUUACAGAGUUAAAAAAAAAGGAAAACAAAGGGUUGCGUGAUGAGCAUGUAAAAGUGGGCGGGGAAGCCUGAAAUACUAUUUAACCAAUAAGCCUUAGUUGUACAUAAAGAGAAAAAAGGAAAAAAAACACUCGAUCUCUUCUCUUCUCUCGGCUAUCACUGGAGAACAGAUAUUAUCCAACACCUGAUUUUAUUUGUGCCACAAUCUUCUCUUAGUUGAUGUAAUUUUUUUCUUUUUUUUGUUUCCUCUUCUCGUCGUGUGCCGUGCGAUUUCCUCCUCCACUCCUUUCCCAGUUUCGACCCUUUAAAACCUUUAAACGCCACUCCGACGCAAAUCACCGACGCGCGCGCACACUCACCCAUCCUCUAACGAAUUUUUUAAGAACUUUUUUUUGUACCUCUGUGUGGAAAAAUUCUCGCGGACCUGGUGGAAUUUAAGCUUUCACUGUAUGUGCAAUAUGCAUUUCUUUUUUCUUUUUUUUAAUGCUUUAAUGACGAGUCCAUCACAAGUAGGAUUUUUCACUCUUCCACUGCUUCAAUCGCUCACCCCUUCUCCUAUUUUUUUUUAAGUUUGUAGUGUAGUCAGUUUAUACUCUGUAUUUCUCACUUUGUUUUAGCAGGUACUGAGUGAUGCUGUAUAUACCUGUAUGUAUUUGUUUGAGACCAGCACAUGGCAUGCGUUUAUGGUUCCUGUCUGUUACUAUUAAAUUCCAGAGGACAAAAAGGUGUGUUUUAAUUAUUUUUUUCUCUUCAUAGACAUUGGAUACAGUACAGUAGAGCCUCUCUCGUGCACGGGACGGCUGACAGUGUUCAGUGCUUUUUUUCCACAUAAUUGUGAGAUUUAAAAAAAAAAAAAAGAAUAAUCGCUUCACUACAUUUCACUUUCAUUGUAUUCAGUAUCUUGGAAGAGUGCUGUUAAUUUUGUUUCCAUUUUUUUUUUUUUAAAGCUGUAGUAUUAUAGCCGAGGUGUUGUCACUAAAAAAGAAGAAGAAAAAAAGAAUAUCUUAGGUAUUGCUAACCCAGUCCUUUCUACAAAUGUCUACAUGCACUGUCAACGCCAUGUGAGGAGUCUUGAUGUCAGGUUAAAGCAAAAUCGCCACCGUCAAAUAUUCCAUUCAUCGGAAAACCACCAUUUUAUGCAUUUCAGUGGCCUUUUAAGGAUAUUUUAGUAAAGAAGAAAAGUCACUGCAGAUGGACUGAUGACCAUCUACUCUGGUUUUUUGUGUUUUUUUCUUUAUUUUUUUUUUCCCGUCAUCUUGUAAAAUAGGUGUGUGGCUUAAUACAUGCAAGCUGUGCUGUGACUACCAACCACUGAAGAGUUCAUUAAAAAUAAAGUUGUACAUUGUAAAGUU
Messenger RNA from Amphiprion ocellaris (clown anemonefish), 5023 nucleotides. It is a transcript of the gene ppp1r12a, whose product is annotated as protein phosphatase 1, regulatory subunit 12A. The transcript has 28 exons. Gene Ontology annotation, cellular component: A band; cytoplasm; Z disc. NCBI's taxonomy places the organism in Eukaryota, Metazoa, Chordata, Actinopteri, Pomacentridae. Bases 93 to 3353 code for a protein of 1086 amino acids. The record is from RefSeq and is a predicted model, not a curated record. Gene Ontology annotation, molecular function: phosphatase regulator activity; protein kinase binding; enzyme inhibitor activity. Gene Ontology annotation, biological process: signal transduction.